Molecule: messenger RNA, 3821 nt
Organism: Scatophagus argus
Lineage: Eukaryota; Metazoa; Chordata; Actinopteri; Scatophagidae
Gene: chrm4b
Product: cholinergic receptor, muscarinic 4b
Exons: 2
Coding region: 732-2060 (442 amino acids)
Biological process (GO): adenylate cyclase-activating adrenergic receptor signaling pathway
Cellular component (GO): plasma membrane
Molecular function (GO): G protein-coupled acetylcholine receptor activity
Source: RefSeq, a predicted model, not a curated record
CGUCUGCUGAGUGUUGCGUUUACGGUGUGUUUGUAACUGUGAGACGUCCAAACACUGAACGCGUUCAGCUCAGGUCGGAUGUGCGGCUGUAAAUCGUCGUUACACAGUUUACUCACUGGAUGAAACACAACGAUUGAUCGCUCUGCCAGAGGCGCUUUAACGUCUUCUCCCGUUGUUCAUGCCUGAGUCACAAUAAUCUAAUGAGGUCAUAUAUAACAGAACAGUCAAACUUGUAGCAGAGUGUUUUCACAGUGUGGUAUUUGUACUUUUGCUGAAGCAGAGGAGUUGAAUACUUCCUCCAGCAGUGAUGAAAAUAACCUGCAGAUAAACAGACAGUAAAAGCUUCUGACUGUAUUCAGACUCUGUUAUUGUCGUGCUGAAAGGAUAAUAAAGUGUGCGUCUGCCCUGGGAGCAGGACUGUCUAUUCUCAGGUUGUCAUUACGUCCCACAAGGAGCGGAGUCUGAUCUGAGGACAGUUCCAGCAGCAGGUGACGUCUGAUGGGGAGACACUCGGGCGGAGCGUCCACUGCUAAUGAGAAUGAAUGAUGGAGGGAUUCCUCCAUCCGCCGCAUAUAAGCUGCUGCUGCUGCUGCUGCUGCUGCUGCUGCUGCUGCUGCUGCUGCUGCUGCUGCUGCUGCUCUGACUGACGGAGGAGACGCGCACAGCAGACCGGAGACCAGCAGGUCCCCAUCUACCGUCUGACAUCAGCACACCUGAGAUCAGCAGAAAACAUGGGACGGGCACCUGGGCCUGACCUCAAUGACUCCAUCUGGCUCCGCCCCUGCGCCAACGCCUCCUGUCAGCCUCCAGUCAGAGCGGCGUGUCCGUACAGCACGACUCAGAUGAUCCUAAUUGCCAUGGUAACCACAUCCCUCAGCAUUGUCACCGUCCUGGGCAACACACUGGUGAUCCUUUCCAUCAAGGUGAACCGUCACCUGCGGACUGUCAACAACUACUUCCUGUUGAGCCUGGCGGUGGCUGACCUGAUUGUCGGCCUGCUCUCCAUGAACCUGUACACGCUGUACCUGCUGCAGGGCCGCUGGCCCCUGGGGGCCGCGGUCUGCGACAUGUGGCUUGUUGUGGACCACGUGGUGAGCAGCACUUCUGUCAUGAACCUGCUGAUCAUCUGUUUGGAUCGGUACCUCUGUAUGACGCAGCCGCUCAGCUACCCGGUGCGGCGGACCGGCAGGAUGGCCGGUCUGAUGAUUGGGGCCGCCUGGCUGCUGUCCUUCGUCCUCUGGGCCCCCGCGAUCCUCUGCUGGCAGACGGUCGAAGGCAAACGUGUUGUCCCUGAUGGAGAAUGUUACACCCAGCUCCUCGCCAGCCCUGCUGUCACUCUGGGGACGACCCUUCCUUCUUUUUACCUGCCGGCGCUCAUCAUGGUCAGCCUGUACAGCCGCCUGUCCGCCGCCAGCCAGAGUCGACUGAGCGCGCUUCGGUCGGAGAGAGGCACGCUCAGGACGUCCAGUCCGUCCAUAAAAGACUUCCUCUUGAAACGGCGGAGUUGGCCGCCCAGUGACCCAGGCUCAGACUUGUCUCUGAACCGAUCGGAGGUCAGCAGCCUGAAGCCCAGAAGGAACCACAAAGUGCCCAGAAGUCCUGGUGACUCCUCCGAGCCAACGGACGUCUGUUCGUCUCCCCGGCAGUGUUGCUCUCACUCUGCUGUCCGCUACUCCGGUGUUGAAGACCACAACAGGUUCGAAAAUGACUCUUCAUCCAACACUGACCUUCACAGGAUGGCCUCAACAGCUUUUUCUGCCUGUCCCAGUUUCAGGUCUCAGGAGAGACGGAGACGUCGCGUGAUGGCCAGAGAGAGGAGGGUCACCAAGACCAUCCUGGCUAUCCUGCUGGCCUUCAUUCUCACCUGGACCCCAUACAACAUCUUGGCCGUCAUUGCUGCCUUCUGUCACUUCUGCAUCCCCAGCGUGCUGUGGACCACAGGAUACUGGCUCUGUUACAUCAACAGCGCCAUCAACCCCGGCUGCUACGCUCUGUGUAAUGUCACCUUCAGAAAAACCUUCUGCAGCCUGCUAUGCUGCCGCAGCAGGACGCUUCAUUGACCCUGUUGUGUUGUUGCACACCCAUGAGCCUCAUCAGACUUUGCUUUGAAAAGCCAGAAACCACAGUCAUAAUUUUGUCAAAUCAUUGUGGACCAAAACAAGGCACUACAGCUGCUGGGCUGAUCCACAACUGACCCAGAAUCCAAAAGUAAAAUGAUAAACUUUUCCCCCAGUACUGUAAUCUUUAGCGCUCACAGGGUGCACUGAGAUUGGAUGUUUGCUCCUCAAAUGCGCCUUAGAAGUUGUAGUAAUUUUCUGCCACCUUAGUUCAGGAUACCUCUGAAACGAGUGACCAAAUUCCUGUUAACCUCACUGUAGUUUGAAGAAUAUUGUUAUUAUAGCAUGCUAACAUAGCAGAGAAAUGAAUGUUCAUAUUAUGCUAACGUAGCUUGACAUCACUGCUGCCAGCUGCUGCUCCUCACUUGAACACGUAUCAUGUCCAGAGCUAAAUGCCUAUUGAGCUCACCUCUUUUACUGUCGUUUUAGGUCUAAACAGAAUUAGGCUGACAUUGUGCCGGUUUUCCUCCGCGCUGCAUGUGUGUUUCUAAUGCUGGUAAACUUAGAAUUCAUCUGUAGAUAUUAAACCACAAAGUCACUUGAGUGAAUUUGGACACUCAAAAUGGCAGACAGUAAAAUCAACGCACUGUAUUGUAAAUACGGAGUGAUUUUUGACAGGAAUCGGUCUAAAUGCUAAAUGUACGCAUGUUAGCAUGUCAACAAAUGCUGUCAUGCUAACCUCCUAAUACAGUCAGUGUGUAAUGCUAACUGCCUGCAUGUUAAUGCGUGGUUAGCAUACUAAUCGUACAGUGACAUUUAGCAUGUGCUACGUUACUGCGCGAGUGUCUCGUUGCUGAAUAACAUCUGCAGAGAAGUGAUGAACACAUUGGAAAGAGUUAAAUAUUAAGCAUUAUAUGACUGACAUGUUUGUGCACAAUAACAAACAGACUCUUCACCAAAACAAUGUACAGUAUUUAAUUUGUUCAUUUAUACAAGUUUCAUCUUGCAAUGUCAAUAGUCUACAGUUCAAAAAAUAGAUUUUAUAGAGGACUUUGCCAGUACAGAUCCACCCAAGCCUUUUAGUCCUUUUUUUUGUUUUUUGUUUUUUUUACAAAUUUUAAAGGCAAUUCUCAAACAGAACUCUUUAUUUCCCAGUGACUCACGUCCCGGACCAUUGAGCAGUUUGCAGAGUGGAUCAGAACAUGUCUUGUAUGUUAAUUUAACUUCAGCUACUGUAAAAGCUUAAAGGACUAUUUUGAAAUUUACUGUUAAUACAAACUAUCCGCUAUGAGGACAGAAUUAUUCAUUAUUACCUAGAGGGAAGAUUCUGGAAAAGCUUUCCACACACUUCAAUCGAAAUAAACCAGGAAAAUCAGAUCAAAACUGGUACAAGAAGAAUAAACGUCAAAGGAGGCCAAAAAUCAAAGGUGGCUGGUGUGUUUUGGAGGAGUCUCUUGGUUUUUUGUGUUUGAUGAAGGAGAGAAGACGAUUGUUCAGCUGGAGAAAGAGAAAUGAAUCCUGCCGUCUUCUUCGUCUGUUUCCAUCCUUUAGUUUGCCUUCUUGUCCCCUGGUAAAGGAAAUAAACAGUGUUAAUCGAAAAAUGUUGUCUAAAUGUCUAAAAUAAACUGAUCAGUUGUAUAUUGCUGCUCUAAUGACUCGUCAGAUCUCCUUCAAGAAUUUUAUUUGUUGUGUUCUUUGUAGUUUUUCAGAUAUCUGUGCUAAAAUGUUUUGGUUAUGAAUAAAAUGCUCAUCUGUAAAAGAUGA